AUGGCAGAGAAGAAUGUGUUGGACCACCUGACCGGGAUCCGAAGCUUGCUGGCCUUGUGGAUUGUAUGUGGACACUACAUGCCCCGGGCCCCCAGCCUGGGCGUCCUACAGGCUGCGACGUGCCGCUCCUUCAUGGCAGUGGACUUCUUCGUCGUUAUGAGUGGCUUCAUCACGCACUGGUCCUAUGGGAAGCGCUUGAGAACCGGUGAGCUGAGUGUAGGGGGAUUUUACAUCCGCCGUCUUUCGUAUAUCAUCCUGACGACCUACGUGGCCAUGACGAUGAGCAUUCUGGUGGUCCUUGUGGUGCCAGCAUACAGGAGCAGCUUCAUGCCCAGUGCCUGGACGCUCCUGAGCUGCUUCGGAUUCGUGGCCCACUGGAUCCGUCCAUCCACUUGGUGUCCGGCACCUCCGUCAUGGACGAUUGAAGCAUUGAUCCCCAGCUGGCUGCUUUAUCCCUUCUUGCGGAGGCUGCUAGAGCGCAUCGAUGCGCAGCAUGGCAGUGGAGCUUUGUUGCUGUCUGCAUUGCUGGUGUACUUGGUCUCCUUCGGGCCGCUGUUUGCUCUGUACCUCCAUCAGGGAUAUCAGCUCACGUGGGGACAGUAUGCCACGGACUUCAUGUGGCCACCAGCGCAGUUGGGCGACUUUGCAAUAGGCGUCAUCACAGCGAUCUGCAGCCAAAAGGAUGAGAGCAGCGAAGGAUGGAUUGGGAAGGCCGUGCUUGCCGAUGUCUCCUUGCUGGCUUGUGUGGGUCUCGUCCUUUUCCUACCUCCUCCUGCAACACAUGCAGAGUGCGAGGCCAACUCCAGUGCUCUUCUCACUCACGGUCUUGCCUUGGCUAUUGCUGCCUUCAUCUACGGCUCCCGGAAAGGAGGGAUCUGCGCUUUCUUCCUGAGCCAUCCUGCGCUGGUCUCUCUGGGAAAGUAUAGUUUUGAAGUGUAUCUCUUCCAGUGGCCUCUGCUCGCGAUGUUCCGGCAGCUUUGCCAGCAGUGGCCCUUGGCACCAGAUGCCUUCAUGGCCUUCUUGCUUCUCCUGUGGCUCGUCGCCGGGACGUAUGUUGAAGUUCUGGCACCACUCAUAAACGUUGGCGUGCGCCGCCUGGCUGCUUCAGAGACCUGA
Molecule: messenger RNA, 1116 nt
Organism: Symbiodinium natans
Lineage: Eukaryota; Dinophyceae; Suessiales; Symbiodiniaceae
Source: the annotation of a GenBank genome assembly